AUGAUAGACGACAGCCAAGGCAUAUCUGCAACCGCAUUAAUGGGUCAUUCAAGACCGGACAAAAGGUCGGUAACACAACUACGCACAAUGGGAUGUGUUGUUGGAAUGCUAUCCAGAGCUGAUGGAUCUGCAAGAUUUACUCUAGGAAAAUCCAGUGUGCUUUGUUCUGUGUAUGGCCCAACAGCAUCCAGACCUCGAGAUGAAAAGUUGGAUCAUGCACAUAUUCAAGUUGUGUUUAGUCCAGUGUCUGGCAUAUCUGGUACCCAGGAACGCACAUACGAGCAUUUCAUAAGACAGGUGGUGGAAGCCAUUGUAUUAUCUGCAUUACAUCCUCGAACAACCAUCCAAAUUACUCUACAGGUACUCUUUGACGAUGGUUCGAUUCUUUCUACUGCAAUCAAUGCAGCUGUCUUGGCAUUAAUAGACGCGGGCAUUCCCUUGUCCAAAACAUGCUCUGCUGUCACUUGCAUGAUUAGCAAAGAAGGUGUCUUGUUAUUGGAUCCAGUUCUUCUUGAGUGCUCGGAAGCACAAUCAAUGCAUAUUUUGGUUCCUGAUGCGACAUUUUCAGAAGUAUUGGCAGUGCAUUCUACAGGAUUGUUUGAGACUGACGAGGCAAGUGUAGUUGGUGACAGUCUGAUUGUACUGCAUAUUUGA
Molecule: messenger RNA, 654 nt
Organism: Batrachochytrium dendrobatidis JAM81
Lineage: Eukaryota; Fungi; Chytridiomycota; Chytridiomycetes; Rhizophydiales
Product: exosome non-catalytic core subunit RRP46
Exons: 4
Coding region: 1-654 (217 amino acids)
Biological process (GO): U4 snRNA 3'-end processing; nuclear mRNA surveillance; poly(A)-dependent snoRNA 3'-end processing
Cellular component (GO): cytoplasmic exosome (RNase complex); nuclear exosome (RNase complex); nucleolus
Source: RefSeq, a predicted model, not a curated record